Molecule: messenger RNA, 1588 nt
Organism: Ochlerotatus camptorhynchus
Lineage: Eukaryota; Metazoa; Arthropoda; Insecta; Diptera; Culicidae
Exons: 2
Coding region: 17-1588 (523 amino acids)
Source: RefSeq, a predicted model, not a curated record
CCAAGUCGAAUCAGUCAUGUCAUCCUGCCGCAUGAAUGUAUUAAAACUCAUUGAUUUGGCCAUCGGAUCUCCCAACCCGGGCUCAGUCAAUUUCCAUUUACUGCACAAAAUUCUCUACAUCCUAGCACUUCGCGACGGAACGACGACGGAUGUUAAUGAAAUUGAAUUAUCCAAUGCAAGUUGUAUCGUUGAUCAAAGGCUCCUCAGCGACGCACUGCGGGAUGGCAGUCAAACACGGCUCACCGUGCAGCGAAUUACGAACGGAAGCGAUUUCGAUGGAGCCCGCCUCAGGAUAGCGGGUUCACGCAUCAUGUUCCCAUGCGACGGUAUUAGUCAAAAGUCCAUAGAUCCUGAACCAGAUCGCAUCGUGUCACAGAUGAGUGCCAUGUCGUCUAUGGUUUCCGACCUGGAAGAACGCGUGCAAGAGAUUUCCCUCAAACCGAGUAGUGUGUGCGAAGAGGCUGUGGAAGAAUUACGUAAGCGUAUCGAGGGCCUGGAGUGUAUGAUUGAACAUCAAGUAGCUAAGCUUACCAUACAGGACACCGCUGCUGUCGGCGAGCAGCCACAGAACAGUUUGAAUAGUUUCGAUGAAAUGACCGAACAAAUAUGGAAUUCAAUUCAAUUGCUGGAAAGCAAACUGGAUGCGCUACAUGGAACGAGUUCAACCCAGGGCAAAGAGAAAAUCACAAAAAGUGGCAAUAACGAAGAACUAUUGGAAAACGUUACGGGCUCUUCCAACGUCGUACAAACUGAUCCAGCUGAACCCGGAUACUCUGACAUUGUAGAAAUCCUUCGAAACAUAGAAUUUAAGCAGCUAGAAUUGGAAACCAAGCUACAAUCACUGACGGAAAAAAUAUGCGCUGCAAACAAAACUGCAAUCGAUAUCGGUGAGGGUGAUUUUCCAGUUUUACCGCAAUUUUCCGAACAGCUAGCUUUGAUCGAACAAAAUAAUACUGCCAAAAUGGAACAAAUAGAACACUUGAUUAGUCGGCUUUUCCAGGAAAAAGCCGAUGAUGUUGCAAUAGAAUCCCGAAUACGCCAAUCCAUUCGAUUUACGUCGAAUAAUGACGCUCGAGGCAGUAAUGUUUUACACCAAGAGCUAUCAAACCAACAGCGCGAUGUUAACGAUAGGACGCUGAUGUUGUCGGAGCAAUUGAAAACUAAUCAGGACGAACUUUACACUCUACGUGAAUAUGUAAAUUCGAAAGCUAACCAGCAUGAGUUACAGUCCUCAAUUGAUGCAGUCAAUGUACAAAUACGACAACUCCAUCUUCAGAUACAAACCAUUCAAAAAAGUCACUCAUCGGAAUUGGAGAAGGCUUCCGGAAGCAAACGCACCCCAAUAAGAGACGUACGAUGCAUUUCCUGUGACCGUAACGUGACCAUGGAUGCAUGCACAGAGGUGGUCCCCAGGGCACCGCUAAUUAGGGUGAGCAGGACACUGAAACCAAACCUACGCAGGCAGUUGCACGCAGCACGCAAAAGCUUGGAACGACUGGGAACGGCAGGUGGAACGUUGCGAAAUUUGAAUCACUUUGAAAAGGUCUACCAAUCUCUCAUGGCAGGAAAGUCCCAUCGCUGCAAUUGA